CUUCCACUCUCGCUCACAUCCGCCCUCUCCCCCUCUCUCUUUCACUGCCAGAAAAAAGGUCUGAACUGUGCAAAACCACUGGGCUACAUUAAAGUCUGCUGCUUUGCAUUUCUCUCUAAUCUUUCAAGUGAAAAUAAGACAAUACAACAUGGAAUCCAGCUGUAUUACGCUGAUGCUGCUGUUGGUACUGCUGGGAUUGUUGGUAUCUAGUUCAGAAACAAAUUCAGGAAUUCCUGGGAUACCUGGGUCUCAUGGAGUACCAGGAAUGCCUGGCAGAGAUGGCAGAGAUGGUCCAAAAGGAGCAAAAGGAGAACCAGGGCUCCCAGGUUCGGUAAAUGCUCGUGGUGAAUAUGGUGAGAAAGGUAACCAAGGAAUGCCAGGCCCAAUCGGGAAAAGAGGACGGAGAGGACCAGGUGGUGACAGCGGAGAUCCUGGUACAGUUGGAGAGAAAGGGGAGAAGGGAAGAUCAGGAGAUCAUAAGAGCACAUUGAAAUCGGCCUUCUCCGCUAAAAGAGGUGGGCAUGAAUACCCACCUCGAGAUUCCCCCAUCAGGUUCACUAGAGUCAUCUCCAAUGACCAAGGCCACUAUGAUAGCAGCACAGGAGUGUUCACCUGUAACAUAACGGGCCAUUAUUACUUUGUUUUCCAUGCUAGUUCAGAUAACGACUUGUGCAUGAUAAUGAAGAUGAAUGGAUUGAAUAAAGCUGCCUUCUGCAGUCACGGGGAAUUUGAACAGGUCAGUUCAGGAGGCAUUGUCCUUCAUUUGUUAACCAAUGACAAGGUCUGGCUCGAAGCAACAGAUUACAAUGCCUUGGUAGGGAAAGAAAAUCAUGACAGUGUCUUCAGUGGGUUCCUUCUCUUUCCAGACUAAGAAUUCAAAGACUGAAGUGAAAUCUUUGACCAAAUGCUCUGUUGAAAAUUAUAAUGGGUUGUCUUUGCCACAUAAAACAGCUGACUAUUAAAACUGACCUUUCUUCUCUCGUUUGUGCCUUGUCAUUUGACGUGCCACAACUGAGUGUAUCAGGUGAACUAACUGUGCUUUGGAACCAUGUAAAUUUCCUGCAAAAGUACAGAUUAGUCCUGAUUCAAUAUUUCAUUGUUGGACACAGAUACGUCACUGGGUGUAGUAGACAUAUGGGCAUUUCUUCCUUACCCUCAUUAAAUUAGGUAUAAUUAAUCACUAGUUUGACAUAACCUGAAAACAUUCAGCCACAUUCAGCCUCAGCCCAUAUCCAUUUAGGCAUCUCUGUCCUUCUUAUUGCCAGAGCACAAGCUGCUAUAAGUCUACUCCUAUUGCAGUGAUUUUUUUCAGGCCCCAUAUUUUCCUGGAAUCAAAUUACAUCUCUCAAAAAUAUUAAUAAUCUCCCUUUGUUAUCCUCCAGUACUAAAACAUUUAUUUUUGAAAGAUUAUAUCGCACACCAUAUAAAAUCUUUUGUUAUGUAAAAUCUUGCUUAUUUCAAUAUUUAAGUUUGAAGGAUCAAAGUAUGUCUGACAGUCUAGUUCUCACAAAAAGGUGUUAUCUCUCUUACUGUAGUUUCAAUGCUUAGUACCAAAAUCUCUUUCUGUGUAUGUAAUGUGCAAGAAGGUAUUACUAAACUGUUGGAACAAAUGUUCAAUAAAAAAGUUCUUC
This is a messenger RNA of Mobula hypostoma (lesser devil ray), 1631 nucleotides long. RefSeq names its product complement C1q subcomponent subunit C-like. The record is from RefSeq and is a predicted model, not a curated record. The transcript has 3 exons. Bases 149 to 871 code for a protein of 240 amino acids. Lineage: Eukaryota; Metazoa; Chordata; Chondrichthyes; Myliobatiformes; Myliobatidae. Gene Ontology annotation, molecular function: protein binding.